Molecule: messenger RNA, 7572 nt
Organism: Salvelinus fontinalis (brook trout)
Lineage: Eukaryota; Metazoa; Chordata; Actinopteri; Salmoniformes; Salmonidae
Product: fibulin-1-like
Exons: 27
Coding region: 2812-6630 (1272 amino acids)
Cellular component (GO): extracellular region
Molecular function (GO): calcium ion binding; zinc ion binding
Source: RefSeq, a predicted model, not a curated record
AUCAGCCACACCCACAAUUUAUAGAACCGCAAACUCUUGCCAACAGAGUGUUGACGUUUCAAGAGAGAUGGUUUCGCGAUUUCCCCUGGCUACAUUAUAAUCCAUCAAUAAAAGGAGUGUUGUGUUUUCACUGUAGCCAAGGGUUUUCAAGCCAGCCAUCUUUUGGCCAAAGAGCUGAUGCUGCCUUCAUUAGUGCAGGAUUUAGGAACUGGAGAAAAGGCAUUGAAAAAUUCACAGCACAUCAAAAUUGCCAAACCCACCGCCACUUUGUAAUUGUAACAGCACACCAGCUAAAUCCAAUCAGUGUCCAGUUAUGUCCAGCGCGUGGGGUAAACAGCAGGAUGACGCAAGGCAUUGCUUGAUGAAAAUUGUUAGUUCGGUGUGGCAUGUAGUAAGACAGGGACAAGCCUUUAGAGGCCACACGGAUGAAAGUGGGAAUUUAUACCAGAUUUUGAAACUUAGGGCAGAAGAGGAUGAUCCCAUUUUACUGAAGUGGUUAACAGAGCGUACCACAAUGUACACAGGCCCAAAAGCACAGAAUGAAAUUCUGAACAUCAUGGCCAAUAGUCAUUCGAGGCAUUGCAGCUGAGAUUAGGUCUCUUCCGAUUGUACAAUUUUCAUUAAUUGUUGAUGGUACUCAAGAUGUCUCUGGUGCUGAACAGGAGAAUGUCUGUCUGCAUUAUGUUGACCAUGACCUUGUCCCUCACAAGGAGUUUAUUGGGCUAUACAGGGUGUCGGAGACAACAGGCGAGGGCAUUGCGAAAGUGCCAACUGAUGUGUUGUUGAGGAAACCCGCAAACAUAUGCUCGGUUCUUUUGUUCAGUAGUGUGUAUAGCAGUGGUUCUCAACCUUUUUGGGGUACUGGAACCCCUGCAUAUUUUGAGGCAAGGCAGGCAAGGUUUUGAGUGGUCCUCAGGGACCUCCACCCCCUCUAUAUUAUAUGUAAACUUACUGGAAACCUUGUGGUACUGACUACAUUCAUUACACUUUUUUAUUUCACGGACCCCUUGCAAUUAGUCCAUGGACCCCUGUUUGAGAACCCAUGGUGUAAUUGAUAGUUGUUCUUUUGUUUAGUAGUUUUCAGUACACUUACAAAUGAUUUAUUUCAUGUUAUUUUAUUUAAAAUGGCAUACUUUGUGCGACAUACUUGUCCAUAGCUGCUGUUUGAAGAGUUGAGACACUGAAGGAUAUUUUGUUUGAUUUAUUUGGGUUUUUCAUUGAAGUAGUUAUUUUGCUUUUAGAACUGUACUUAUUUUAAGCUUUUUGUUCUUGCAAAGAUAUUGUAGACUCAGGCCAGGUGCACAUAUUUAAUGACUAUAUAAAUGUAUCAGAAAAAGUCAAAUUAAAAGGUCAAUUCAAUACGGAGACCAACUUUGUGAUGGUUCUCAAUGGAGAUUCUUUUAGAUGUGAUCACACCAUGUUCAUUGUAUUUAUGAAAACUACACCCAUACAGUGUACAGUACCAUUGUCACCUACUGACCUUUCUUGAUAUUGCUGUUUGUAAGUUCAAAUACCUGCAUACAUACUGGACUGGUAAGGAGCACUGCUAUAACUAUUAUUAGUAGUAGAAUUAUAAUGAUUUAAAAAUUUGAACAAGUUGGGAAAACCCUUUAGUUAACUACUGUACCUAUCAAUUAUCCAGUUGUAGGAAUUGUGGUUCCUCAAUAUACAUUUAACAACGUAUGCUAUGUGUUACAGCACUACUUUUGGUGUCCCCCUCAGGAAUUGCUCUUGAGAAAAUUUAAUGUAAUUGUCCCCUCCAAGGUUGAUCUCAGAUUUUCGCCCCUGCCUUAAAGGUAGACUCAGCUAAAUGACGGUGCUGCCACAAGCAGAAACGCGGAUAUUGAGUUGAGCGAGAUCCAAGACUUAGCUCUCACACAGUAUCUGCGCAUGUGCACAGGUUCCCUUCACGCACCAAAACAGCGGAGAAGUUGAGCCUCACUCUCUUAGUUAUUGCGGAAAUUGACCCACUAUGCUGUUUACUUUCUGCAUCUAUGUCUUAUUGCUGAAUCUACCUUUAAAAUAAAAUUACAGUAUGGAAUAAACUUUUGCAGUUGAGGGUGAUUCGCUCAAUAUUAUUAUAUUUUCAUUUAGUGUGCAAUGUCCCAGAGACAUCAUACAUGUACAUAGCCUUCUCCUAUGACCAAUAUAAAAACAAAAGACCCUCCCACAUAUGAACGGUCUCCAUUGUCUUCCCUCAGAUGGCGUCAUUCUAACGCGACACGUCAUCAGUGCAGACGGCCGUUGCGCUAUCAGACGGGAGACAAUGGUUUAGAAAUUCUGUGAUGGAGCUGUCCCUAAAUUUAAUUCAAUUUAUUGGAACAAGCGCGCGCUUGAAAGGAGCACACAUUUCCCUCCUAUCACAGUGCUUUACUGCACCUGACCCCACCCAUCUCAUAUACCGCAGCUUGCGCGCCGAGGAGCAGUCUGGGAGAAAUAUACAAGCAGCAUCUGGAUUUGAUUUAAUUCAUACGCGCUGUUGUGCAGUACUGUAGCCUGCAAACAUUCAUAGAAAUUGCUUAUAUAUUUGUUGUGUGUUUGCAAACGAGGGAUUUAAUUCAGUUAUAGUGCUGCUGAUGCUGAAUAUCUGAAAGCAUUUGACAAAAACGAUCUCAUCUGCACGCGGAUGUUGACCAAAGAGUGUUCCGGAGGCAACACAACACCGACGAGAACGAAGGAUGUCUAGACUAGUUUAAUUCUUUUGAAUGGACAAUUUUGGGAAUACCUGCAUGUUUGGAUAGCUCGCUGUCAGGUGACAUAGAUAGACAGGGGUUCUUCUUUAUUAGUUGUUUUAAUAAAAGUGAAGCAGCGAUGGAUGAAGGUGCAGAGUCCGAUGAUGCUGUCAUUAUUGUGGAGAACGAAGCAGAGAGCAUGCCAGUUCAGGAGAACACGAACGCCUGCAACGAGCGGACAGGCACCUUGAAUUUUCUGGACACUUGUCCCGUGUGUCAUUUAAACUUUCACAGUCGAGAACCAAAACUUCUGCCAUGUCUCCACUCUUUUUGUAAGAAGUGUUUGCCGCCAGCUUCCAGGAAUUUGGCCAUGCCAGACACCAACAGCUCGACGAAACCACUGAAUGUGAUUCGCUGUCCGGUGUGCAGACAGGAGUGUAUGGAGGUGGACGUGAUGGAGAACUUCUUUGUGAGGGACUCAGUGGAGGCUUCCAGCAGCACCGUGGAGAGGACUGUCCAGCUGUGUAUGAGUUGUGAGGACAACACAGAGACUACAGGUUUCUGUGUGGACUGUGUGGAGUUCAUGUGUGCCACCUGCGUGGAGGCCCACCAGAGGGUCAAGUUCACCAAAGACCACACCAUCAGACAGAAGGGGGAUGUAUCUCAAGAGUCUGUGGGUGUUUCCACUCAUAGGCCAGUGUUCUGUGAAGUCCACAAGCAGGAGCCCCUGAAGCUGUUCUGUGAAACCUGUGAUCUACCAACCUGUCGAGACUGUCAGCUACUCAAGCACAAGGACCACAAUUACCAGUUUCUGGAGGAUGCCUAUAAGAAUCACAAACAUUACAUGGAGGAUAUGAAUCGUCAACUGCAGGAAAAAAAGAAGAUAAUUGAAGAUGUGUCAAACUCCAUAAACAAUGGACUCCUUCAAGUUGAUGAGAACCGCAUAUCAGUUCACAAUGAAAUCAAGAAGUCGAUCUGUAGUCUGAUACUAGAGAUCAACAGAAAGGGAAAGAUUCUUGUCAAUCAGCUUGAGGGCCUGACAAAGGAUCAUGAGAGCGGUCUGAAGAAGCAGAAGGAGGAUAUUGGCUAUCUGUCCAGACACCUGGAUCACGUGAUCAACUUCACAAAAUGGGCGACAGCUAGGAACGGCGGCACAGCUCUCCUGUACUGCAAACGUUUGAUUCUGUUUCAGAUCGGAAACCUCCUGCGGGCUAAAUGCAAUACCUCGUUUGUACCGCAGAGCACUGUGCGUUUCCAGUGUCGGUCAGGCUUCUGGGCUUCAAAUGUCGAUCUGGGCUCAUUAGUGGUGGAGAAUGUCCCAGGCCCCCAGCUGGGCGGCUUCCAGGGCAUCCCUCAUCAACUCCACCAUCCUGGGCAGGGCCCCUCAGGCUCCCCCAACAGCCUGCCCCCAGGCCUCUCACAGCCCCGCCUGGCCCCCCACAACCACAACACCCUGGCUCAGCUCCAGAUGCAGGUGGAGAAACUAGCCCAACAGCCUCACUGGCAGCCCCAGACCCCACCCUGGGCCUGGUACCAGAGCAUGCGGCUCCAGAGACCCCCUCCAGGGCCCCUCCAGGGUGGCUCUCCCUCCCAGAGUCACCCCCCCAUGCCACAGCAGGGCCGGAGGUUCAUUGCCCCCCCUGCAAUCCAUCUCAGUCCCACCAGCACCCUGCCAAGUCCUGGAUAUCCUCCCCAGGCUGUCCAAUCACUGAGAGGCCUGGUGAGCAGCCCCAGCAGCUAUGCACUCAAACACAUGGACGUAUUCAACCCAAUGCCUCACUUCUCCCACAAUGCACCACUGCCUAGCAACGGCAGCCUCAGUUCUCCUCACUUGCGACAGCACCAGAUGGAGUCUGCAUAUCACAACAAGCACCCUGGAGGCCCUGUCCAGAUAAUAAGACCCAACUUCCCUCAGACCCUACCAGCUUCCCUCCCAUACAGAACUGGUGGAAAACAGAUGUCAAUAGAGGAGUGCUGUAAGGAUGGUCGGGACCGGGGCGUUGAUAACCAGGACUGCACAGCCCUCCCUCUCAUCUCCGAGUCCACCACAUGCAGGAUAGUACAGGAGCAGUGCUGCGCGACGGUACUGGAGGACACCAUCUGCACCAACGGCAUCAACAUGGCCAAAGACCAGGGGGGCUGUGACACUCAGUUUCCUGGAAGCACCUGCGAGACCAAGACCGCAAAGAUGUGCUGUGACUGUUGUCUGCUGGGCCGGGCUGCUCAGGAGAAGGGUCUGCCCUGUGACCACAGCCUGUCUCUGGGCUACCAGUGUGGCCUGGUGUCCCGGGCCUGCUGUGAUGACGGUGUGAAGACCAACACUCUGGUUCCUGACAAAGACAACGAGGCCCUCACUGGCAAGGAUAAUCCCUUACUGAAUGAGUGCAGCAAUGGAUUAGCGAAGUGUGCACAGGAAUGUGUGGGCAACGGCACCUGUACCUGCUUCAAAGGCUACAAACUCAAACCAGAUGGGAAGAACUGUGAAGAUAUAAACGAGUGCCUGCUGGGUGCCAGUAACUGCCGAGGAGGCGAGCGCUGCAUCAACACGCUGGGGUCAUUUCGUUGCCAAAGAGAGGUCAGCUGUGGUACCGGUUACGAGCUUACCGACAGCAACAACUGCAAAGACAUUGACGAGUGUGAGUCGGGCACCCACAACUGCGCCCCAGACUUUAUGUGUCAGAACACUCAGGGGUCAUUCCGCUGUCGGCCCAAGAACCAGUGUGGCGAUGGAUACAUCCAGGAUGCCCUGGGCAGCUGCAUCGACAUCAAUGAGUGUCUGGCCCAGACUGGGCCUUGCCACCCUGGUCAGUCGUGUAUGAACACGGUGGGCUCCUUCACCUGCCAGAGGAACUCUGUCAACUGUGGCCGGGGAUACCACCUAAACGACAACGGCAACCGCUGCGUGGAUAUUGAUGAGUGUAAAGGUCCUGAUGGAGCGUGUGCAGGCCACGGCUGUAUCAACCUGGUAGGAUCGUUCCGUUGUGAGUGUAAGGUUGGCUUCAUCUUCAACAGCAUCAGCCGCGUCUGCGAAGAUAUCAAUGAGUGCAGGCACUACCCUGGGCGCCUCUGUGCCCACAAGUGUGAGAAUGCCGUAGGGUCCUAUAAGUGCAGCUGCACCCAAGGCUUCAAGCUGGCCAGCGACGGCAGGAACUGUGAUGAUCUAAACGAAUGUGAGAGCAGCCCUUGCAGUCAAGAGUGUGCCAACGUGUACGGCUCCUACCAGUGCUACUGUCGCCGUGGCUACCAGCUCAGUGACAGGGAUGGCAUCAACUGUGAAGACAUUGAUGAGUGUGCCUUGCCCACCGGGGGUCACAUCUGCUCCUACCGCUGCCACAACACCCCCGGGAGCUUCCACUGCAACUGCCCCGCCACCGGCUAUACUCUGGCCCCCAAUGGACGCAGCUGCCAGGAUGUUGAUGAGUGUGUGACAGGGACACACACCUGCUCUGAGACAGAGAGCUGCUUCAAUGUACAGGGUGGAUUCAGAUGCUUGUCCUUUGAGUGUCCGCCAAACUAUCGCAGAGCAGGAGAGAACAGGGCGAGGGUCGAGCGCUCAGACACUGUCCGCUGUGUGAAGUCGUGCCAGCCCAAUGACAUCAGCUGUGUCCUGGACCCUGUACACUCCGUCUCCCACACUGUCAUCUCCAUGCCUACCUUCAGGGAGUUCACCAGGCCUGAAGAGAUAGUUUUCCUGAGAACCAUGUCGCUGGCGCACUCCUCCCCCCACAUCAGCUCCGACAUCGUGUUCGACAUCCUGGAGGGCAAUGUCCAGAAUUCCUUCGACAUCGUCAAACGCCAGGAGCACGGCAUAAUCGUGGGUGUGGUCCGACAAGUGAAGCCUCUGAUUGGCCCGCUGAACAUGGUAUUGAAGCUGGCUAUGAACUACGUCACCUCUGGGGUGGUGUCUCAUCGGAACAUCGUCAGCUUCCACAUCUUCGUCUCCGAGUUCUGGUUCUGAGUACAGGACACACACCAACACCACCUCACAUAGCCAUACUGUUCUACCACAGUACUACCAACACCACCACACAUAGCCAUACAGUUCUACUACAGUACUACCAACACCACCACACAUAGCCACACAGUUCUACCACAGUAUUACCAACACCACCACACAUAGCCAUACAGUUCUACUACAGUACUACCAACACCACCACACAUAGCCACCCGGUUCUACCACAGUAUUACCAACACCACCACACAUAGCCAUACAGUUCUACUACAGUACUACCAACACCACCACACAUAGCCACCCGGUUCUACCACAGUACUACCACCACCACACAUAGCCAUAAAGUAUUACCACUUACACACUACUACCACACAGUACUACCACAGUCCUCUAAAUUUACCCUCCUAGCAUGAAGAGAAAGGAGAUUGCGGAGUGCAUGGAGGAGAAAAGGAAGAUUAUUUAGGUGUAUAACUAAAAGGAUAUGAAUACAAUUGGAGGGUCCAAUAAAGGGAUAUCCUGAUACAACCAACACACAUUUUAAUAACUUUAGUUAACUUUCGUUCCUUUUCGAUGAAGAUAAACAGACCACUAGCUGCUUAGUUGCUUUUGUUAUUGUAUGAAACUAAAGCACUUCCCAGUAAGUUUACCUGUAAUAUAAGUUGAUGUAACAAGCCAAGCCAUGAGUGGAUGCAUGCAUCUGGCCUACGGAACUUGACAUGAAGACUCAUAAACUGUAUCAUAUAAUGUAAGCAUGUUGUCAUGCCCAAGACUAUAGAAUGUGAUUAUGAAUUGAAAGUGCAUGCGUAGACAUGGAGAUGUGAAACACCAUUGGAGCAUUCAACAGUUGAAUGUAACACUAACAUGAGUAAUGAUGUCUAUUACAUUUCAUUUUCUUACUGUAUACAUCGCGAAAGGUGUUUCGGUACUAAAUAAAUCAUCUUGUUUUUA